This is a messenger RNA of Closterium sp. Naga37s-1, 762 nucleotides long. Lineage: Eukaryota; Viridiplantae; Streptophyta; Zygnematophyceae; Desmidiales; Closteriaceae. The record is from the annotation of a GenBank genome assembly.
AUGGCAUCUGAAGCCGAUAAGAUCAAAUCAGAGCCGGUUGCUGCCGCCGAUGCGCCCGUCGAAAACGGAAACUCUGAAGCAGCAGAAGCAUCGCCAGCCGAAGCUGCUGCUGCCGGAGAGGAAGGAGGAGAGGAUGAUGCAGAUGGUGGCGAGGGAGCGAAGAAGGCGGGGGAGGAGGGCAAGGACGAGAAGGCGAGCGACGAGAAGGCGAGCGAGGUGCAGGCGACUCUGGAGAGGAAGAAGGCGCGCGCGGAGCGGUUUGGGACGGAGCUGACCAUCAGCGAGGAGGAGAAGCGCCGCCUGCGCGCCGAACGGUUCGGCACUCUGGACGCCACGCCUGCGGCGGAGGACGCCAAGAAGGCGGCGCGAGCCGCCAAAUUUGGAAUCAAAGCGGAUAAGGACGCCGGGAAUGGCGCGAGUGGCGCGAGUGGUGGUGGCGGCAGCAGCCAGGCGGACAAGGCUGCGGAGGAGGCGCGGAAGAAGGCCCGCGCUGAACGGUUCGGUUCGACUCAGCUGUCCGCGCUGAGUCCGGAGGAAGCGGCCAAGCGCGAGGCUCGAGCCAAGAAGUUCGGCACGGUGGGAGAUGGCGCCGCAGCUUCAGGAGGGGAUAAGAAGAGGGACACGUCCGCCAACCCUGCAGACAGCGAGCUCGAGGCUAAGAAGAAGGCUCGGGCGGAGAGGUUCGGCACACCCGCGCCUGCCGCGGCUGCUGUGGAGGCUACCGCGGAUGAGGGCGGCGCUGUUGCGGGCAGCAGCAGCUAA